This is a messenger RNA of Varanus komodoensis (Komodo dragon), 4369 nucleotides long. It is a transcript of the gene ZNF335, whose product is annotated as zinc finger protein 335. Bases 265 to 4233 code for a protein of 1322 amino acids. The record is from RefSeq and is a predicted model, not a curated record. Gene Ontology annotation, molecular function: RNA polymerase II cis-regulatory region sequence-specific DNA binding. The transcript is spliced from 29 exons. Gene Ontology annotation, biological process: positive regulation of neurogenesis; regulation of gene expression; brain development. NCBI's taxonomy places the organism in Eukaryota, Metazoa, Chordata, Lepidosauria, Squamata, Varanidae. Gene Ontology annotation, cellular component: nucleus.
GAACGAUGACAGCGGUGGAGAGGCUGGCCGCAGAAUUCCUCCGCCAGGUGAGGGAGGUGGCAAUGGCGACCGCGCGGGUGCCGGACCGGAGGGAGCGGCAGGCGACAGAACUGGAGGCGGCCGCAGGCGGACCCGCUCGCGCGUGAAAGCUGCUGGGUGCCGGACUGCCCUGAGCCCACCUCUCCUGCAAGAACAGCCAGCGCGGUGGUUUGGCCCACCUUGGACUGUUCCCAUUGCAUUCCGGCGCUGCGUUCAGCUUUGGCCAUGGAAGCAGAGAACGAAGUGGAAAGCAGCAGCGAUGCAGCCCCUCGGCUGGGGCAGCAGGAAGAGCCUUCGGAAAGUGGCCUUGGAAUGGAGACCUCGGAGGCCAUGUCUGCAGAUAGCAGUGAUGCCGCGUUGUUGGCCAUCACCCUCUCGGAAGCCGAUGAAUCUGGCGUAGGCCAGAGCUCAGACAGCGGAGGGGUCUCCUUGGCAGAAGUAGCCGAGAGCAGCUCGAGCGUUGAUGACCUGCCCAGGGCCUACUUGCCAGACUCCUCCUCCCUCGCACAAUCCACCCUGGUCUCCAGCAUCUCCGCAGCGAGCCAGUCCGCCCUGGCUUCCCAGUCCCCUCCGGGCCUGGUUCACUCCAGUAUCCUUGUAGAGGGCGCUCCCGUUGUGUCCGACUCCGCAGCCUCUACCUCGUCUGACCUGGGCUCCACCAUCGACAAGAUCAUAGAGUCCACCAUUGGACCGGAUGCCAUCCAGAGAUGCAUCGCUGCGACCAGCGAGGAGGACGGCGGGGCACAGACUACCCAGUACCUCAUCCUGCAGGGCCCCGACGAUGGUGCGCCUGCUGUGCCCUGCGUGGCCAGCUCUGCCCUGGCAGCUGAGGCCGUGGCCGACGGCCCCACCUCCACCUGCGUGGAGCAGCCCAGCCCACCGGAGCAGCCCGGGCAGCUCGGCCCGACGGGGGAGCCCGACCUGGAAAGCCUGGAGCUGCUGAUGGAGGUGGUGGUGGUGCAGCAGUUCAAGUGCAAGAUGUGUCGGUACAAGAGCGCCUCCAAGCAGACCCUCAUCCAGCACAUGCGGGAGCGGCACUUCCAGCCUGCCUCGGCUCGUAGCCUAAAGAGGGGCCGCCCGCGUAAAGGGGCACCUGUGCCAAAGACCCUCGAAAGCAAGAAGCCGGAGGAGGAGGAGGAGGAAGAGGAGGAGGACAUUGUGGAUGCCGGCGCCAUCGAUGACGCGAAAGAUGACAGUGACUACAACCCAGCCGAGGAUGAGACCCGGGGGCGCCUGCCCAAGCUCAGCCGUCCCCUUCCCACCUCCAGUGAGGAGCGGCAGCCGCGGCGUCGAGGAAGGCCUCGCAAAUUCCCUCGCCUGGAGGUCCCCCCUCAGCCAGAGGGUGGAGAGGAAGGGGAGCCUGGAGUCUCAUCACAGCGUGCCCCCCAGAGGGAGCAGCCGGGCCCGGAGGCCGCCAGCUCCUCCGACCAGGCGCCUGCGUGUGGCAAAAGCCUCGUGGAGCCCUCCGUGAGCCAGUCGGACUCGGAGAACAGGGACCCCUCCUCGCAGGCCGAACCGGAGGCGGCCCCCCGGCGGCGAGGCCGGCCCCCGCACUGCUUCCUGGGCAAGAAGUACCGCAAGUACAUGGGGCGGAGGUACAGCGACAGGUCCAGCAAGCCGCGGAUGCGGCCCUUCCUGUGCCGGAUCUGCAGCUCCCGCUUCCUCACCCACGAGGACUUGUGCUUCCACGUCAACUCGCACGAGGGAGGCGACCCGCAGCUGUUCCGCUGCCUGCAGUGCAGCUACCGCUCCCGGCGCUGGUCCUCGCUGAAGGAGCACAUGUUCAACCACGUGGGCAGCAAGCCCUACAAGUGCGAGGAGUGCGACUACACCAGCGUGUACAAGAAGGACGUCAUCCGGCACUCGGCCGUGCACAACCGCGACAAGAAGAAGAGAGCCGACCCGCCCCCCAAGCGGAGCACCUUCCCCUGCCCCGUGUGCAGCCGCGUCUACCCCAUGCAGAAGCGGCUCACCCAGCACAUGAAGACGCACAGCACCGAGAAGCCGCACAUGUGCGACAAGUGCGGAAAGUCCUUCAAGAAGCGCUACACCUUCAAGAUGCACCUGCUGACCCACAUCCAGGCGGUGGCCAAGCACUGGUUCAAGUGCGAGUUCUGCGAACACGCCUGCGAGGACAAGAAGCAGCUGCUGAACCACCAGCUGCUGCACGUGGACGACAAGCCCUUCCGCUGCCGGCUCUGCGCCUACGCCACCGUCCGCGAGGACUUCCUGCUCUCCCACGUGGCCGUCAAGCACACGGGGGAGAAGCCGUUCGCCUGCGAGUUCUGCCACUUCAGCACGAAGCAGAAGAAGAACCUGCGCCUCCACGUCCAGUGCCGCCACGCAGAGAGCUUCGGGGAGUGGGCCCAGCAGCACCCGGAGGAGCCCCCCUGCCGCCGCCGGCCCUUCUUCACGCUGCAGCAGAUCGAGGAGCUCAAGCUGCAGCACAGCCAGGGCCAGGUGGCCGCGGAGCCUCCUGCAGCCAGCCUGCCGCAGGAGGCCUACCAGCCGGCCCCAGCCUCGCCUGCCCCGGAGCCCCCCAUCCUCUCCCGAGAGCCCCUGCAAGGGACCACCAUCAUCUAUGAGCCAGACGUGGAGGGCUCGGCCGAGCUGGCUGCACAGACGGCGCUGGACCUGCUGCUGAACGCCAGUGGCCAGCGUGAGCUGCCCUCUGGCACGCUCGAGGUGGCGGUGGUGAAGGCGGACAGCCUGCCGAAGGCCGCCGAGUCGCAGGCGCUGGCGGAGGAGCCCCCGGCCAAGGUGUUGGCGCUGCACGUGACCGAGCCCGGUGAGGCCCUGGUGCCGGAGGGCUACGAGGAGCCGGCCCUGGCGGGCUCAGAGCUGCAGCAGGUCGCCGUCCCCUUUGCAGGCGCCACCGAAUACAGCAUCAUCACCCCGUGCGGGGAAGCGGGCAGCGCGCUGUACGGGGAGGAGGAGGGCCUGAGCCCCAGCGAGGCGGUCCGGGCCGUGAUCAGGGACACGCUCACGGCCAUGCUGGCUCCUGGCGGACUGGAGGAGGGCGGACAGCAGCCACCGUCUUCGGCAGAGACGAGCGGGGAGGCCGCAGCGGCUCCGGCGGGCCUGCGGUGGCCGGUGGCACAGCACUUGACCUGGUCGGCCCACAAGGCGGUCGCGCUGGCCCCUGAGGAGCGGGAUGCGCCACCACGCAAGGCCGGGCAGCCCCCGGGGAAGGCCGCCCCCCCCAGGAGGCCGCAGGGAAGGGCCCCCGCCGCCAAGAAGUUCUCCUGCAAGAUCUGCACCGCCACCUUCGCCGGCCGCGCGGAGAUGGAGAGCCACAAGCGCGCCCACGUCGGGCCCAGCACCUUCAAGUGCCCCGACUGCCCCUUCACGGCCGCCGCGUGGCCAGACGUCCGGAGCCACACGGAGCAGCACGCCAGCCUCCGGCCGCACAAGUGCCAGCACUGCAGCUUCGCCUCCAAGAACAAGAAGGACCUGCGGCGCCACACCCUCACCCACACCAACGAGAAGCCCUUCGCCUGCCACGUCUGCGGGCAGAGGUUCAACCGCAACGGCCACCUCAAGUUCCACAAGCAGAGGCUGCACAGCUCGGGGGGGAAGCCCCCGCCCGAGUCGGCCCCCGGCGCCCCGCAGACCCUCCUCCUGAGCAGCGACGAGGAGGCACUGGCCACGCUGCAGACGGCCCUGCAGUCUGGCCAGGCCGUGGCCUCGCCCGAGCGGCUCCAGCAGGCCCUGGGGCAGGAGCACUUCAUCAUGACCCAGGAGCAGACCGUCCCCGGCCAGGAGGAGACUGUGUACAUCCGGGAGAUCCUGACCACGGCUGAUGGGCGGAUGGUGCAGCACCUGGUCACGGCGGAGAACCAGGUGCAGUACAUCAUCACCCAGGAGGGCCUGCAGCACCUGCUCCCCCACGAGUACGUGGUCCUGCCCGAGGGCCACCACCUCCAGGUGCAGGACGGGCAGAUCACGCACAUCCAGUACGAGCAAGGCGGCCAGCUCGUGCAAGAGCCCCAGGUCCAGUACGUCCCUCUGUCUCCGGGGCAGCAGCUCGUCACGCAGGCCCAGCUGGAGGCAGCGGCUCACUCCGCCGUGACAGCGGUGGCGGAAGCCGCCAUGGCCCAGGCCCAGGCCCCCCUCGGCACGGACCCUGCCGCCGAACAGGCCCAGCAGCUGCCUCCGGCCGUCCACUACGACAUCAUCACGCUGACGGAGUAGCCCCCGUGCCCGGCAGGCGCCGGCCAGGCUCCUCGUGGUCCCGGACGCGUGGCGGCGGCAGCCGGACCAGCGCCACUUCGGAUCGUGCCUUCCGCAGCUGCCCGGCCGGCCCCGGCCUGCACUUGUUCCCACGGAA